Molecule: messenger RNA, 544 nt
Organism: Cooperia oncophora
Lineage: Eukaryota; Metazoa; Nematoda; Chromadorea; Rhabditida; Trichostrongylidae
Source: the annotation of a GenBank genome assembly
AUGCAGCACGAACAUAUACUUCUGGUGCAAAAACGUCUACUCCACAGUACCCGUAGAAGCUCGGCAGCAUUCAACCUGUUCUGCAUAUCGGCCAUCUGUGUGAUGGCCGUCGCUUCUCCUGGUGUGAAACGCAUCCAAAUGUUCAAAGUGUUCAUCGUCACGGCGUUUUUCGGUACAUUUGCCUACAUCUGGAUGUUGGUGAUCUGGAAAGGCAAAAAGGCAAAUUUGGAAGACGAGUUGGAACUGGCCGAUAAGAACAAACCGGAAGAAAAUCUAGAGACUAACAUCAAACGCUAUGCAAGUCACAUGAGUCUUCAACCGGAUGGGAGAUUCGUCGGAGAACUUCCAACUCCUCCUCCAGAACUUCUGCGAUCGUUGUCCCGUGAUGUAGCCCGAACCUACCCAUCACUGUCGGUGGAGGAUCAGGCAAAAAUUCUAGCCUAUAGGCUUAGUAAGAGUACGCCCAAAGAUCGUCUUCAUUAUCGAAUUCGAGCGGCGAGAAUUCUAAGCUCCGGCCUGAGAAAAAGCGAAAUCGAACGGGAAG